Messenger RNA from Kwoniella botswanensis, 690 nucleotides. RefSeq lists its product as uncharacterized. Lineage: Eukaryota; Fungi; Basidiomycota; Tremellomycetes; Tremellales; Cryptococcaceae. The coding region runs from base 1 to 690 and encodes 229 amino acids. The record is from RefSeq and is a predicted model, not a curated record. The transcript has 5 exons.
AUGACGUACCCCUCUAUCAUAACUCAGCAAGGCGCAGCAGAACGUAAUACCCAACCUAUCAUUGACGAGCUCGCCAAACUCAUCGAUCCAAGUACCAAGAGUCAGAUACUGGAGCUUGGGUCAGGGUCAUAUAUCCAUCUAGAAGCAUUUGCAAGGAGAUGGACGAACGUGCAAUGGUGGGGUACAGUGAGAGAUGAAGCUGAGCAGGGAUCGGCAUCAUCAAGAUUAUCUGAAAACAACAUCCUCUUACCUAAUUUGAAUGGACCGAGAAUACUGGAUAUAGAGAUUGAAGAUGAUUGGAAAGCUCUAGGAAAAGCUGUGUUUUAUGGAACAGCAGGUCCGUUCGUGGGAUUCAUCAUGAUCAACCUCAUCCAUUGUUGUCCUCUUGACGCACCUGAAAACAUAUUCAAACAUCUAUCACCGAUCAACCCUUCUAUCGAAACUAAACUUAUAGAUACGAAGAAUGGAUGGUUAGCAGCUUAUGGACCGUGGUUGAAUGAUGAUGGGAGUUAUAAAUCUGAUUCUGAUGAGAAGUUCGAUAAAGAGUAUAUCAGAUCGAAAUCCCCACUGCUAGGACUAAGAUCGAUAAAGUCUAUAUCUGAUAUAGCCUCGAAAUGGGGGUUCGUCGAGGAGAGCAGAAGGGAUUUACCGAAAGGCAAUGUAUUUGUCGUUUGGCGUGUCAAACCUUGA